CUUAGUACCUACUUAAUUGCUCAUUAAAGUCACCUGACAUCGCGCAUGUAUGACGCGGAUCUCGACGCGUGCCAAUCACUGGCCCGCCGACGACGAGUCUUUGCUUUUUUGGAAGACCCGAUUCCUACUUCCCCAUCCGCCCCCUCCUCGUUCCAAUCUUUCGAGAAUUGAUCCUUCUUGAUACGCAUCUCGUCGCGAAGAUCAUUCACCUCGGCGCAAAUUGAGAAGAAGAGAAACCAAAAAUCAUGCCUCCUCGCACUUCUGCACGCAGAAAGGCGCAAGCAGUCGUCGAGACCAAGGUCGAAGAGACGACCACUACGAAGACGAACGGCGCCAAGACCACGACAGUCGCUGCAACGACGACGAAAACCGUAGCCGCAGCCAAGAAAACACCAGCAAAGCGCAAGGUUGUCUCAGAAGACGAACACGAGGCCUGCGGAAGCUGCGCCGAAGAAGAGGAAGAAAAGCCCGCAAAAAAGAGAAAGACCACAGUAGCGAAGGGCAAGGCGAAGAAGGAGGACGAUAUGCCAUUGGCAGAUAGGACAACAGUGUCUUCGCUGAAAAGGACGAUGUACAUUGGCGCCCACGUCAGCGGCGCUGGCGGUGUACAAAACUCGAUCCAGAAUGCCGUCAAUAUCGGUGCCAAUGCUUUUGCCCUCUUCCUCAAGUCGCAAAGGAAGUGGGAGAGUCCUCCCCUGGCAGCCGAUGCCAAAGACCAAUUCGUGUCACUUGCAAAGGAGAAUAAGUACGAUGUCGCCGCACAUGUCCUUCCCCACGGCUCAUACCUCGUCAACCUCGCCCAAGCGGAUGCCGAUAAGGCGAAGCAGGCAUACAAGAGCUUCAUAGAUGACCUUCAACGGUGCGAGCAGCUGGGCAUAAAGCUAUACAACUUCCACCCAGGCAAUACUGGAGGGGAGGCUCGCGAGGAGGCGUGCGGGCGCAUCGCGGCGCAGCUCAAUACCGCGCACAAGGCGACGAAGAAGGUGAUUACAGUGUUGGAGAACAUGGCAGGCACCGGCAAUGUCAUUGGUACAAAGUUUGAGGACUUGAAGCAAAUCAUUGACAAGGUCGAGGACAAGGAGCGAGUCGGUGUGUGUAUUGACACUUGCCAUGCCUUUGCGGCAGGAUAUGACUUGCGGACGCCUGAAAAGUUUCAUGAGACGAUGAAGGAGUUUGACGAGGUCGUUGGCAAUAAGUACCUCAAGGCGUUCCACCUCAACGACAGCAAGGCACCCUUCGCCUCCCACCGCGAUCUGCACGCCAACAUUGGCACUGGCUUCCUCGGCCUCCGCGCCUUUCACACCCUCGUCAACCACGAGCCCUUCCAGAACCUCCCCAUGGUCCUUGAGACGCCCAUCGACCACAAGGACGCAAACGGUAAGACCGUCGAGGACAAGAAGGUCUGGGCGGACGAGAUCAAGCUCCUGGAGAGCAUGAUUGGCAUGGACGCCGAGAGCGACGAGUUCAAGGCGCUCGAGGUGGAGCUGCAGAAGAAGGGCGCGGGCGAAAGGGACAAGAUACAGGAUCAGGUCGACCGGAAGGCUGAAAAGGAUGCCAAGAAGGGGACCAAAGGGGCCAAGGGGACCGCGAAGAAGAGCGCGGCGGCUGGGAAGGGUAGGAAGAAGAAGGUCGAGACUGACGAUGAGAGCGAGUAAGAGGACUG
Colletotrichum scovillei is the source of this 1663-nucleotide messenger RNA. Its product is annotated as apurinic endonuclease. The coding region runs from base 246 to 1655 and encodes 469 amino acids. NCBI's taxonomy places the organism in Eukaryota, Fungi, Ascomycota, Sordariomycetes, Glomerellales, Glomerellaceae. The record is from RefSeq and is a predicted model, not a curated record. Gene Ontology annotation, biological process: base-excision repair. The transcript has 3 exons. Gene Ontology annotation, molecular function: phosphoric diester hydrolase activity; zinc ion binding; DNA binding. Gene Ontology annotation, cellular component: mitochondrion; nucleus.